Helianthus annuus (common sunflower) is the source of this 4161-nucleotide messenger RNA. Its product is annotated as putative pentatricopeptide repeat-containing protein At5g08490. Gene Ontology annotation, biological process: RNA modification. The coding region runs from base 173 to 2689 and encodes 838 amino acids. The transcript is spliced from 4 exons. NCBI's taxonomy places the organism in Eukaryota, Viridiplantae, Streptophyta, Magnoliopsida, Asterales, Asteraceae. The record is from RefSeq and is a predicted model, not a curated record. Gene Ontology annotation, molecular function: RNA binding; protein binding.
CAUCACCAAUAACCGACCCAUAACAUAAUCGCCAUGACUGCGGCUGUUCGGAGAAUCAUCUUUUAAAUUCUGUUCAAAGAUGAAUAUACAGUUAACCAUCGGCCAGAGAUGAAUAAAUGGUAUGUCAAAAUACUACAAAUUAUCAAUAUAAUUGAAGCUUAAAAAUUGCACCAUGAAUGGACCGUAUAAAACACCUGAAUACCAAACUUUCGCCGCCAAUCUUAAAUCCUGUGCAGCAAACUCCAACGUCAAGCUCGGAAAAAGUCUUCACAGCACUGCAAUCAAGUUAGGUCUACACUCUUGUCUAUUAAUCUCCAAAGCACUGCUGAACAUGUAUGCAAAAUGUAACCUUCUUGAUGAUUGCCAUAAUCUUUUUACUCAAAUAACCCAUCCUGAUGCUGUCACAUGGAACAUUAUAUUAUCUGGUUUAGCGGCUACUCGGGUUAAUGACACAGAGGUUAUUAAAUUGUACAAUGGGUUGAACUUGGGGCAACAGGCUAGUUCGGUUACGGUUGCUAUUGUUUUACCGGUUUGUGUACGGUUGAAGGGGUUGAUGUUAGGGAAGAGUGUUCAUGCGGGUGUGAUAAAGGCGGGUUUGGAGUCACAAACGCUUGUUGGGAAUGCUCUGGUUUCGAUGUAUUUGAAGUUGGGGUGUGUUUCGGGUGAUGCAUGUAAGGUGUUUGAUGAAAUGUCUGAGAGAGAUGUUGUGUCUUGGAAUGCUAUGGUUGCUGGGUUGAUGGAGAACGGGUUGGUUUUUGAAGCAUUUCGGGUGUUUAAACGCAUGGUAAAGGAAGGUAUACAGCCUAAUUAUGCUACAAUCGCGAAUAUUCUGCCUGUUUGCGCUUCGGUUGAAGGUGAUCGUAUGUACCGGUUCGGGAAACAGAUUCAUUGUUAUGCAAUGCGCAGGGAAGAACUCUUUUCUGACAUUUCGGUUGUGAACUCUCUUGUGGGUUUCUACUCAAAAACCGGACGAAUGAAAGAAGCGGAAUUGUUGUUCAGAAGAAUGAAUUCAAGAGAUUUAGUUUCUUGGAAUUCAAUGCUUGCCUGUUAUACCACAAAUCGCGAAUGGUUGAAAGGAUUAAAAUUGUUUCAAGAGUUCAAUUCUCUGAAUUUAACCAAACCCGAUUCCGUCACCAUCCUAACCGUUCUCUCAGCUUGUGCAAAUUUACAAAACUUGCACGCGGGUAAGCAAAUUCAUAGCUAUAUUAUCCAUCAUCCUAGCUUAUGUGACGUUACAUCGGUCGGAAAUUCCCUAAUAAACUUUUACUCAAAAUGCGGUGAUCUGAUAUCCGCUUUUCGAUCUUUCUCAUUAAUACAUAAAAAGGACCUGAUAUCAUGGAACUCAAUACUUGAUGCACUUGCUGACGGUCGGCUUGUAAAAGAUUUUAUUCAGCAGCUACAUAUUAUGUUUAAAGAAGGCGUAAAACCCGACUCCAUAACUAUCGUAAGCGUAGUUCAACUCGGGGCCGAUGCUUCUAAAACGCGUAUGAUUAAAGAAGCUCAUGGUUAUUCACUAAGAUCUAAUCUUCUUUUUGCAAGUAGAGAACCUACUCUUGGUAACGUGCUGAUUGAUGCGUAUGCCAGAUGCGGUAAAAUCGAGUACGCAUCAAAAAUAUUCGAGAGCUUAUCUGGAAAUAGGAAUGUUGUGACGUGUAAUUCGUUAAUAUCCGGAUAUGUAAACAGCGGGUUUCACGAUGAUGCUGAGAUUAUAUUCAAAAACAUGAUUGAAAGAGAUCUAACCACUUGGAAUUUAAUGGUUCGAGCCUAUGCGGAAAACGGUUAUUUUCAUCAAGCCGUUGAUCUGUUUCUCGAUUUGCGGAAUCAUGGAAUGAAACCAGAUUCGAUGACUAUUAUGGGUAUUCUUCCGGUUGCCAAUCAAAUGGCGUCGAUUCAGAUGGUGAAACAGUGUCACGGGUAUGCGGUUAGAUCUUGUUUUCAAGAUGUUCAAUUAAACGGAGCGUUUUUGGAUGCGUAUUCAAAAUGUGGAAACGUAAACUCCGCAUGUAAGCUCUUCGAGUCAACUCGGGUCAAAGACCUGGUUAUGUAUACGUCUAUGGUCGGAGGGUAUGCGGUUCACGGAAUGGGUGAAGAAGCUCUUCGCGUUUAUUAUAAAAUGGUUGAAAACGGCGGAAAACCCGAUCAUGUGAUAAUAACGUCUAUACUAUCUGCUUGUAGCCAUACAGGGUUAGUACGCGAAGGUUUAAAGAUUUUCAACUCUUUAAAUGAUGUUCAUAGGAUUAAACCAACGAUGGAGCAAUACGCUUGCGUGGUGGAUCUUCUUGCACGCAACGGUCGAAUUAACGAUGCGUAUAGGUUUAUUACUAGUAUGCCGGUUGAACCGACUGCGAACGUGUGGGGCCCGUUGUUGGGUGCGUGUAAGAAUUAUCAUGAUGUGGAAAUGGGAAGUGUGGUUGCGGAUCGCUUAUUGAAAAUGGGGGCGAAUAAUAUGGGGGAUUAUGUAGUGAUGUCGAAUAUAUAUGCUGCUAAAGACAAAUGGGAAGAAGUGUUGGAAAUAAGGCGGUUGAUGAAGAUGGAGAAUUUGAAAAAGGCGGCUGGUUGUAGUUGGAUUGAAGUUGACGGGAGGAAAAAUGUGUUUAUAGCUGGUGAUACGUCUCAUCCGUUGAGAAUUAAUAUUGUUAAUGCGUUGUGUAACUUAGAUAAACAAGUUAAGGAUCAAUUUCAGUUCUGAAUAAGUUGGUUCUAGUGGUGGCAAUAUUGACCCAUUUAGAGGUCAGACGGGUCGACCUGGAUUGUGUUUUACCACGCAACGGAUCAAUUCAGUAACUUUAUCGAAGAUUCAAACGGUACUUCUCAGGUCAAGGAUUACGCGCUUUUCUCGGUGUUGUGUCUUUCUCUGCUUUCUGAUUUACACAGUAACUGCAGAUGUCUAAUUCCGAGCUGAUAAAAAUGGCGUCAUAUAGCAUGAAAAAUACGAGACCUGAAGACUUGAAGCGUGUUGUAGAACAGUAGAAGCAUACGCAGCCAGAUGAGAUGGCUGAAGUUGGUGAGAAGAUGACAAAUGCAACCCCUGAGGAGCUAGCUUCUAUGUGUAAUCGCGCAGAGGCAAAAAUAAAUUAUCAGUUAAAUGUAGCCCAUAUGCUGAAGCAGAAGUGUUGGACUUGACAAAAGCACUUGAUUUUUCUCUAGAUGAUGAAACUAUCGCACAUGUAUUAAGAUGCAAGCCCAAGUGAAUCAGAGGUUGAUAAUGUCAACUAUGGGGCAAGGUUAUCGAAGCCUUACAUGGAGGGGGAAGGGGCGGUAACGUCAUUCCGGUCAGAUUAACUAGUACUGGCUUAUGGAAAAGUAUAGCUAAGGUGAACAGCGACUUUUGCAGCGCUGGUUUAGACCUGAAUGACCACUUGGUUCAGGAUACCUCAGGGGAGCACGACGGCGAAUGGAGAUGGAAGAGUGGCGGGCAGAUUGUGGAUUUUUCGGUCAGACAAAUCAGGGUUGAUUUGGAAGAGAUGAUGCAGCCGAGCACCCAGAUUCAACAGUUCAAAUGGAGUAAAAUCGCUGUCCCGAAGGUGAAUCUUUUUGUUUGGCGGGCUGUGAAUGAAACUAUUCCGACGGCAGUAGCAUUGGCGGAGAGGGGAGUUCAUUUAGGGGAUACGCGAUGUGGAGCCUGUGGUGUAGCGGACGAAACGGUCAGUCAUUUACUUGCCUCCUGCGUCUUCGCACGAGCAGUUUGGUGGCAAGUUUUUGUCUGGUGCAAAAUACCCAUCCCGGCGUCGUUCGAUUCCCUUAGUCAAAUUCUCUCCCACUGCUGCAGCCUUGAUGUAGACAAGAAAAAGGAACAGAUUAUGUAUGCAAUCUGUCUUAUGACCGUGUGGUGUAUAUGGAUGCAUAGGAACAAUAAGCUCUUCAACGGGAAAAACAAUUCAGUGAGUAUGGUAGUGGAAGAAAUAAAGACUGGCACUUUUUGGUGGAUGAAUAGAAGACGAAAACGUACGGACAUUGAUCAGCCUGGAAGAUUGGAACAGCUUCAGCGGUUUUAAUUUUGCUCAACUGUUGUUUUUUGUUCUUUUUUGCUUUCUGUUCUUGGGCCUUUUAGCAGCUUGCUAAAGGCUGGUUGUUUUAUUUGGGUGAAAUGAAAGUCUUCUUUAGCUAGUCAAAAAAAAUUUAUCUUACAUAUAUACGACAACAAAUUUUUGGAUGAUUUAA